AUGGAGCACCUCGACGCCCUCGCCGCAGUCCUCCAACCCUUCCGCACCGACUACCUCCCCUCACCCACCCCCGACACCCUCCUCUUCCUCCCCGCCGACGCAAUACGCCACUGGUACUUAGGCUACGUGUACCGCUGGCACAACUUCAAACACGCCGCAAUCGAGCAUUUCAAGCACGACAAAUGCGUCCAAGCCUUCCGCCAACUCGGAGACUCCCAAGCCCACUUGCCAGAUGCUACGUCCCACCCUCCUUGCCCCCUCUCCGCCCCCUUGAGCCUAGAAUACCAUUUCAUCUGCGAAGUCCUGCGGCCUGUGGAGAGGAUCUACAACACGCUACUUACCACGCAGGCUAUGCGGGAUCUCUGUGGCGACGACAUACCGCAGGGCAUCUGGCUCGAGAGGGGCGAGCAGAACGAGGAGUUGGCUGCGAAGGGAAUCACGCCGGCGUUUGUUGUUCGCUCAAAGGCUGCGAGUGGCAAGGAUGAAGUGAGACUCGUGGGGCAUGCAGAGUAUCUGGGUGGAAGACCGGGUGCGUUGACGGCGGCGAUCAAGAAUGUGGGCAGGAAUACGUGGGGAAGUCUGCGGUGUGUGUUGGGCGAUGUAGCGCGCUGGAUGCUCGCGUGCAACACGGAAUACGGGUUUCUGGUCAGCAGUGACGAGAUUAUUUUUCUUCACUUUGCUAUUGUGUACAAGGGCAAGAAGAUGAAUAUAGCGGAGCCGGGAGAACCGGAGCGGCUUGCAUUCGUGUAUUCGAUGGUGGAGCCGCAUGUCUAUUACUCGGAUCCAAUUAAGCACAGUGAGGUGCUGGAUGAGGCAAAAGGCACUGUUACGGUUAGGUUGGCGUUGCUGUUUUUGCUGCAUUCGACUGUGACACAGAGGUUUCAGAUGCCCAAGCAAAAGGGAAACGCUGCACACUUUUUUCCGACGACGGAAGCGGGCAAGAAGUUUACGUUGUAG
This is a messenger RNA of Bipolaris maydis ATCC 48331, 957 nucleotides long. RefSeq lists its product as uncharacterized. The record is from RefSeq and is a predicted model, not a curated record. Lineage: Eukaryota; Fungi; Ascomycota; Dothideomycetes; Pleosporales; Pleosporaceae.